Messenger RNA from Pimephales promelas (fathead minnow), 2860 nucleotides. It is a transcript of the gene bnip3lb, whose product is annotated as BCL2 interacting protein 3 like b. NCBI's taxonomy places the organism in Eukaryota, Metazoa, Chordata, Actinopteri, Cypriniformes, Leuciscidae. Gene Ontology annotation, cellular component: endoplasmic reticulum; nuclear envelope; mitochondrial envelope. Gene Ontology annotation, biological process: positive regulation of apoptotic process; defense response to virus; mitochondrial outer membrane permeabilization. The record is from RefSeq and is a predicted model, not a curated record.
CCCGUUUGCGUCACUUUAGCGCUACACGAAAUCUGCACUCCCAUCACUGUUCUGGGGUCAGCCACAGAAAAACUUGUUAUUAACGAAUCUAAAAGGGUUCGCUCCGCAGAUCUUCCGAUCUGCUGUCAGGCACCGUCACGCGUGAACGCGCAGAGUGUGUUCGUGCUGUGCUGUUGUCAGUCUUAUGCAAGCCGCCCAACACAUAGCACGAUGAUGUCCGACGCUGCUGCUCCAGCAGACAACAACGGGGAUCCUGGAUUAAACGGGUCAUGGGUAGAGCUGGAGAUGAACAGAAACGCUGCAUCUCUGUCUUCCUCAAGCGCCUCAGUGCCGCCCCCUUUAGACCAGGUUGUAGAGGAGGAUGACGGGAUGGUCGGGGGGCUGGAACACGUUCCCUCAUCGUCUUCCAUCCACAAUGGAGACAUGGAAAAAAUCCUGCUGGAUGCCCAGCACGAAUCCAGCCGCAGUAACUCCUCGUGCGGCAGCCCUCCUCGACCCCCCAGUCCUCAGGAUGAAGGGCAGAUCAUCUUCGACGUGGACAUGAGGAGAGACAGUCAGGAUUUCGUCAUGGAGAAGAUCAGAGAUGAUGACAUCUUAAUGAAGGAUUCGGAUCGGGUGUCAGACUGGUCAAGUAGACCAGAGAAUGUUCCACCCAAGGAGUUUCAUUUCCGGCACCCGCGACGUUCAGUGACUCUCAGCAUGAGGAAGACAGGAGCCAUGAAGAAAGGAGGCAUCUUCUCUGCUGAGUUCCUCAAAGUGUUUAUCCCCUCGCUGCUUCUGUCCCACAUCCUAGUCCUGGGUCUCGGGGUCUAUAUCGGGAAAAGACUGACAACUCCCACUGCAAGCUCCAUUUGAACACAAAUCCAAUCGAGUGCCUCAGGCAUGGCCCAGGUGGAUUAGGGAGAAGGUAGCAGUUUGUACGAAGAAGCCCCCCUGCUGCCCCUUUCUUUCUUUCCCUUUAUCCAACCUUGCCAUGCCUAGAAGUAUCAGUGAUAAACCUUUCUUCAUUUCAGGCCCUUUCUUGUUUAUCACUCUUUGUAUCCCUUUUUAACACCCCAUUUAGUAAAAGCAUCUCAUUUUGGAAAGUAUUUGGGGAAACCCAAACACGCACACGCUAGCUCUGCGCUAGCUCGGCUAGGAGGCAGCGAUGUGUCUGUUUAGCACCCCUUUCUGUUCUGAUCACAUGACCCAAGAGGGAGCCACUCACGAGUCAUAAAGGAUCCUCAAAUGGGAUCAACCAAAAUGUGACUUAUUGAAGCAUGCCUGAGUGAUAGCUAAGAUUUGAUUUUUUACUAGAAAUGCUAUCCAUUUAGUUAUUUGUAUUUAAUUUAUGGGCAGAUUGCCAGGAUGCUGGACCUGGAAGUGUUUUGGGAAGGAUAGGGCUCUCCGUAGAUCCCAAGCUCAUCUGGUGAAGACUGAAAAUCAAUAGCUGACACACGUUUAUGACUGUAUGGCAUACAAUUUUAUACCAAGUUUUGCAUAAUCUUUUACACAACCCUGAUAAAGACAGCACCUGUUACAUUGAAAUAUCUGAUGCAUAUAUUUUUAAAUAUUUCAUCGCAUAAACGUAGAUAAAAACCGGAUGGAUGGGACUAACGGAUCCCUGUAUGGAAAACAAACGCUAUUGUUAUUUUAUUGUUUGUUCUGUCAUUUGUUUGCCUAUAGUUUCUUCACAUAAAGUACAUAUCAUGACCUAGUGAUUCAGAACUAGGCUUCUACAAAGCAUAUUUUGCAAUACCUCACAAUUUACCAUUAGCAUUGAGCUGGAUUGCAUUCAAAGCUAAGAGGAUCUUGCUAACAAGGACAACAGCUUUGGUAUUUUGCCAUGUUGUCAUAGCCGUGUCAAACUUUCUAGAAUUUUCAUAUACUUAACUUAAGGGCAUCAGUGCAAGAGAAACCUUUCUUCAAUUAUAGGGAUGGUUCACCCAAAAACAAUAUUCUGUCAUUAAUUACUCAACUUAAUGUCAUUCCAAACCUGCUUGAUUUUCUUUCUUUUUUUCUGUGGAGCACAAAAGAAGCAGCUUUGAGCAUACAAUGGAAGUGAAUGGAGAUAAACUGAAGAGAGCAGCUUUGAUUUCUUUAAAAUAUCUAUGUACUUGGACUUACAUAAGAUUGAAUAAUGAUGACAUAAUUUUAAUAAUUCUCACGCGAGUUAUUGACCUCGCACGCUUACAGAGUCAUAGUCGCACACAUUUAUUGAACACUAACACUCCAGCGCCACAGGUGACUGUUAUCCUGGACAUGAAAACCCCAGUCCUAUAUCGUUUGUGUUUUCAACCCCGAAGUGAAAUUAUUCUCAAGUCUAGUUGGGUUUUUGUCUCUUUUUAAGUGUAUUUUGGAUGUGCAAACCAGUUUCUUUUUGUCUUCAAUAUCUAUCUAAGGAAUUACUUGUCCUCGAACACAGCUGCCAAAAUCAACUGAGAGCUCAACUUUGAUAAACUUUGUGCCUCGUCUCCUUAAUCAUGUUAGAUACAGAAUCCUGUCAUCAUUUCCUGUUAUCAUGCGUGUGUUCUGUUCCACAAGCUUUUCCGUUUUGUUAUUUUGCACCAUCUUAUUUGUGAAUGUGACUUUUGGAAGGUUUCUCAUAUGCUUUGUUUGUUUGGAUUUUUUUGAAGUCUUUACCAAGGCAAAGUAGAAGAGAAGGUACAGGAUAGUUAAAACAUUGUGUUUAUAUCUGUAUUCGAAAAUUGUGGUAGGAAAGAAAUGAGUUAUAGGCUACUCUUCUAUUUGGAGAUGGUUUCUUCAGACUGCGAUGUGAUUAUAAAAUGAAGUUUAUUGGUUUAACAGACCCUUUUUUUUCAUCCCUGUUGGAUAAUGACACAAUUUUCAAAUUAAAAUUAAAAGAACAAUCUGAAUUUCA